ACAACAGAAAAAGAAUAUUGAAUAAAUGCAAUUUAAAAACAAUUUGUUUCUUUAAGUUUCCUGGCUUGAUCAACUAGUCUUUUAAGCUUGUCAACCAGACUUUCAGCGACAAUGCAUGCAUCUACAGAAAUUACAAAGUCCAAGGCUACGGAUCCAUCUGCAGAAACUACAAAGGUAUCUCCUGCGUUGCAUAGGUACCGGUACGUACCCAGUACCCGAUACGGGUACUGGUACGGGGUACGACAUUUUUUAAAAAACUAAGGUACGGGUACGUUAGUAUAAUGCUUUAAAAAUACAAUUAUAAAAAUAACUAAACAAUUAUAUUAUUUAAAUAACGAUAAAAUAAUAAAAUUAAAAAAUAGUUUGCUUAAAUAAAUCACACUUAAAAAUAUUAAUAAAUCAUAAAAUAAUGGUUGAAUAUCAAUAUUUUCUUCUCCAAUAAAUGGAGCUUCUAGUUCACGUUCAUCGAGAGAAAUCUUGAAAGAAGACGAAGAUUUGUAUGAACAAAAACUAAAUCCUCAGCUCUUUUUGGAUUGAGCUUAUUCCUUUUCAAUGAGUGAAUGAAUCCAUAUGUGCUCCCAUUUCUUUUUAAUGAGCCUAUUUCUUAAUUUUUCUUCCAAUUUUUUAUUUAUAAAUAGAAUAAAUAAAUAACCUAAUUUUUACUUAAGUCCAAAUUACGUUAUCUAAAAAAAUUUGAAACCGAAAAAAAUAAUUUUUUUUGGGUACGUGUACCGGUUGGUGUACCACAGCAAAAUAAAAUAAAAUAAAAUUAGUACGGCUUCGGUGCGUACCGUACGUGUACCGUACGCGUACCGGGUACCCGGUACGUACCCGGUACCGGUACUUUACCUAAAACGGAGUACCCGUGCUUCACAGGGUAUCUCUCUUUCCAUGUAUCAUUGUUAUUUGCAAAGUUAAUUAAUGAUUUAAAUCUAACACCCAAUCAUUUUCACAUAUCACUGUUAGUCCAAGGCUACGACGGAUCCGGAAGAAGAUAGUAGCAGGUACAUAAGAUGGAAGAAAAGUACUAAAGCAUUGCUGAGUUCUGUGCGCAAACAAACAUGUGAACCGUAUAGCAUUCCCGUUGUUCCAGACAACCUUCGGCAAUCGAAUGAGAGUGCCUACAUUCCAAAAGUUGUUUCCAUUGGCCCCCAAUAUAAAGAAAGGAGGGAGCUAUUACAAGCAGAAGAGAUCAAAUGGCGCUGCGUCACCACUCUUCUUAGUCGAACAUUUGGGCUGGAUGCAAUAGAAAACUGUAUGAAAGCAGUUUUGGAUAUAGAUGAAACUGUUCGUGCAAGCUACGUUGAUAAAAUCAAACUUGAUAGGUACGAUCUUGCAACGAAUAUCGUAUUUGACGGGUGUUUUCUGUUAGAACUAAUCAUUUGUGAAUCUAAGUAUCGAAUUUAAUGGCACUAGUCCCGGAAUAGAAGUAAAAAAGAUGGACUAUGUCAUGAGCGAUCUGAUGCUACUGGAUAAUCAGAUACCGAUUUAUAUUCUUGAAAUAUUGUUCACAAAUCUUCUUGGUUCCUCUCCGCAAAUGCGAGAGUUCAUACAAAAUCUGGUUCUUCCUGUCUUAGGCUAUUAGGGGAAAUUGAUGGUUAAAUCCACUGUCCACUUCCUUGAUAUUGCUUACUCCUACCUGGAAAUGGAAUGGAUUGAUCAAAAGAAAAAGAAAGAGGAAGAGGAAAAUGUUAUACCUGAUGACAAACUCAUUAAGCUAUAUCAAGAUAUAGAUCAAGAUCCAAAUCUAAAACUAAAUCUAAAUCGCUGUGCUACGAGACUCAAAGCUGUCGGUAUAACAAUCGAAUGUCUUGACGUACCCGAUAAAAAGAACUUUAUAGCUUUCACCGAGUUCAACAGAGAAAAAAGGAUACUAAGAAUUCCAAAGCUAGUAAUCAACAACCAAACAGAAGCAACGUGGCGGAGUUUCAUCGCAUGGGAGCAUCAUAAGAAAAAAUUGAAGAGUGGUUCUGUAUCAGAUACUGACAGGCUUAGUGUAUGCACUUCGUCUGCCAUGCUUUUCAGCGAUUUGAUAUGCUGUACAGGUGAUGUUAAACUACUCAAAGACAAGGGAGUCAUAGUAGUAGACGACACAUUGAAGCUGAGCAAUAGAGAUCUGGUGGCUUAUUUCCAUUCAAUCGCAAAGGGAGUUGAUCGACGCAUUAUUGACUUAAAUCAUUUCGCCAUGUUUGAUGCCAUGAACACAAUUCCUACGGCAAAUUACGUCACUAAAGUGUUCAUAUUUCUGCUCCAUCUCUUCUGCAAAUUUUUCGACUGGUGCUACAAUGUUCACGAAUUUUUCAAGACCGGUUACAACUAUGCUUUUUCCAUUGUAGGUAUUCUCACCGUUGUCCAGACUUGUUACUCAGUUGUUUCCUAUCAUUUUCCCAAAAAAUAGUAACCAUGCAGUUUGUUUCCCAGUUGACCUUCCAAAAAAGAAAAUGAAAUGUGGUUUGUCUCCUUGAAACCGCAUUUCACUGUCACUUAUUUCUUUAUGUCAAUUUAACUUCAGUUUCAUUUUAAUUUCCAUGUUUACGACUCAUUCAGCUUUAAUUUCUGCGCGCUGUGCGCCAUUGUGUUUAAUUUAUUUUUGGUAUUUUAUGUAAUGGAAAUAUUUA
Messenger RNA from Vicia villosa (hairy vetch), 2618 nucleotides. RefSeq lists its product as uncharacterized. NCBI's taxonomy places the organism in Eukaryota, Viridiplantae, Streptophyta, Magnoliopsida, Fabales, Fabaceae. The record is from RefSeq and is a predicted model, not a curated record. Bases 1595 to 2398 code for a protein of 267 amino acids. The transcript is spliced from 2 exons.